This is a messenger RNA of Hyposmocoma kahamanoa, 1627 nucleotides long. It is a transcript of the gene Es2, whose product is annotated as splicing factor ESS-2 homolog. Lineage: Eukaryota; Metazoa; Arthropoda; Insecta; Lepidoptera; Cosmopterigidae. The transcript has 8 exons. Gene Ontology annotation, cellular component: catalytic step 2 spliceosome. The annotation marks the transcript as partial. The record is from RefSeq and is a predicted model, not a curated record.
CGACCCUCCAGACCUGGAGAAGCAGCGUUACAAAACAUGAAAUUUUUAAAAAAGGAAAGUAGUGUAUUUAAAGUUCCAAAAGUACCCAAGAAAAAGCUGAAGAAAAAGGCUCAAGUUCUUGACGAAGAUGUUUACGUAGAAGGUAUAGCGAAGAUAAUCCAAAGAGAUUUCUUCCCUGAUUUGGAGAAAUUGCAAGCCCAGAAUGAGUUCCUGAAAGCCACAGAGAAUAAAGACUAUGCUAGGCUACAGGAGAUAACUAGAAAGUAUAGUGGAAGAAGACCACCUACGGAGCCUUACAAUUCUCCAGCUACAUUUGAUACUCCAGAAAUGGACAGACCGUAUUCCCCCAGUACCUCCACUGCGAGGGAGAAUAGAUCGGAAACUGUGGACAGUUCUAGGGAAAAGCCAAAGGAUUUAAUUGAUAAUCAUACAUUAGAUUCGUUCCUAUCCACUCACACUAGCGAAGAUAAUGCAAGCUAUGACCGUGUGAUAGCAUUAGAAGACAAGAAACGAGCAACCAAGCUAGCGUCACAGUUCCAAUCUGAAAUUACAUCGGCGUUGCAGGCCGACGCGGCUCUCGCGCUGCCGUCUAUUGAACAACAGGCUGACCAAAUGGAAAGAUCAGAAGAGGUGGGCACGUGGCGGUACAAAGCUCGGAACUAUAUAAUGUACGUCCCUGAAGGCGCAGGACAACAACCGCCCAUCAAACCAACCCUCGUCCAUCAUAACACAAGACUACGAGAGCCCCCGUUCGAUCACCAGCAGUACCAGCAAACCAUAAGCGCUAUCGCACGAUCACAGGAUGCUAGCGUGUCUGGAAAAAUCGGUGUCGACGGCAUGAGCAUAUCAUCAGAUAAGCCAGGCAGCGGGCAAUAUUCGUUUGUGGCCACACCGUCGCCGCGACCAGGCGACGGGCCCGACCAAUCGCCACUCAUGACCUGGGGAGAGAUCGAGGGCACGCCGUUCCGGUUGGAUGGUGGAGAUACGCCGUUACCAGCCGUGGGCGCAGGCGCGGCGUACCGCAUGCUGGAGGGCGGCGCGCGCGAGCGCAUCGCGCUGCAGCUGGCCGAGCAAGUGGCGCGCAAGCGGAGGCCCACCACGCCCAGACUGCCGCCGCCUACGCCCAGUUUCAGAACAAGCACUGAGCGCUUGGCAAGUAUGUCACCUGCCGCACGAAAACUCGCCGCCAAGCACCUGUUAUCACCUCGUCUCAAGCUCACACCCAAUGACAUGGGUAUAUUCCACCCGUCCACACCUAAACGCACUCCCACCCCACAAAGAAGACUGGUUACCCCUACAAAAAAGAUUUCCACCCCUUCGAGCAUCCCUGCAACUUCUGGCAGUGUCAACACGAGUUCAAAUAUGAUUGAAAAUAACAAUAUAACAGACAAUUUGUUGCAAAUAAGCGUGGCGAAACGUACCAGGUUAAAAGCGCAAGAUUUCUUCAAGUAACUGAUUAUGACAGUGUUGUGUUAGUGAGACAAUGUUGACAAUUGUAAUUUAAUAUAGACAUUUACAAAUUAUCCGCGCAGUGUGAAAUGAUUGUUCUUCAUGGAAAACCAACCAACCUCAUGAAAAACUAACUUAUAAAAUAUACAUAAUACAUUUACCGGCACAUUUAGCGGAU